AUUACCUAUAACCAUUAAGAUUGCUAUAUUAUACUCUAGUAAUCACAUGUUAAAAUAAAAAUAAAAAAACUUAUUUUCCCUCUGAAUCAUUAAAAAAAGUAGAGAAAAUAACAAAGAAGUCCUAAAAGUUUGUUUUUUAUUGGUCGGAAAUGGCAGGCCUUUCUCCAAAUCGUCACUGCGAACGUCAUAACAACUAUUCCGCCCAUCCUUUAUACACGAUCCUUCUGCGUCCUCAACAUGAAUGUCUCAAAAUUUGAGCAACCAGAGCCAUUUGCACAGAGAAGUUACAGCCAAUACACCAUCAUGGUCCGGCCCCACUUCCUCCUCAUAACAUUUCCGGCCCAGGGCCAUAUCAAUCCUGGCCUCCAAUUCGCCAAGCGCCUCAUUCGCUUGGGGGCGCACGUCACCUUCGUCACCAGCGUCGCCGCCCGCCGCCUCAUGGCCAAAAUCCCUGAUCCCGACGGCUUGUCCUUCUCCACCUUUUCCGACGGCUACGACGACGGCUUUAAAGAUGGUGACGACGCCGGCAACUACAACUCCGAGAUCAAGCGCCGUGGCUCCCAAGCUCUCACUGAUCUUGUCGUGUCCAGCGCUAACGAGGGUCGCCCAUUUACAGGCUUGGUCUACACCAUCUUCCUCCCUUGGGCUGGGUACGUGGCGAGUGUACUUCACCUCCCAUCGGCGGUUAUUUGGAUUCAACCCGCCAUGGUUUUGGACAUAUACUACUACUUCUUCAAUGGUUAUGGUGAUGUCAUCAGGAACAGCAGCAAUGACCCCUCCUGUCCGAUACAAUUACCGGGACUACCAUUGCUCACUAGCCGUGACCUGCCGUCCUUCUUACUUGCUUCAAAUACGUAUACUUCUAUGUUUCAAGAGCAACUUGAAGCGCUUGAAAAAGAAAGCAAGCCGAUAAUACUAGUGAACACCUUUGAUGCGCUGGAGCACGAGGCGUUAAGAGCGAUCGAAAAGUUCAAUUUGAUUGGAAUUGGGCCGCUAACGCCGUCUGCUUUUUUGGAUGGAAAAGAUCCAUCCGACACUUCUUUUGGAGGAGAUCUUUUCCAAAGCUCCAAGGACUACAUCGAAUGGCUCAACUCCAAGUCCAAAUCAUCCGUUGUAUACGUGUCGUUCGGGAGCAUAUUGGUGUUAUCCAAGCAACAAAUGGAGGAAAUUGCACGUGGAUUGUUGGAGUCUGGCCGCCCCUUCUUGUGGGUCAUAAGAGAUAAGCAAAACGGAGAAGAAGAGAAGGAAGAAGAUAUAUUGAGUUGCAUGGAGGAAUUGGAAGAAAAGGGAAAAAUCGUGCCAUGGUGCUCUCAAUUUGAGGUUUUGUCACAUCCUUCGUUGGGAUGUUUUGUGACACAUUGCGGGUGGAAUUCAACUUUGGAGAGCUUAACUUGUGGGGUGCCAAUGGUUGCGUUCCCCCAAUGGUCAGAUCAAGGGACAAACGCGAAGUUGAUCGAAGACGUGUGGAAAACGGGAGUGAGGGUGACUGCAAAUGAGGAUGGAAUUGUGGGAGGUGAUGAGAUCAAGAGAUGCUUGGAAUUGAUUCUAGGAGGAGGGAGAGGGGAAGAUAUUAGAAGGAAUGCUAUGAAAUGGAAGGCUUUGGCUACGGAGGCUGCCAAGGAAGGCGGUUCUUCAUAUAACAAUCUUAAAGCUUUUGUCGAUGAGAUUGCACAAGGUGGUUGUUAAAAAUAAUACAUUUCUUUCUAACAGUGUAUUCGAAGUUGAUUUAA
Molecule: messenger RNA, 1730 nt
Organism: Corylus avellana
Lineage: Eukaryota; Viridiplantae; Streptophyta; Magnoliopsida; Fagales; Betulaceae
Product: phloretin 4'-O-glucosyltransferase-like
Molecular function (GO): quercetin 7-O-glucosyltransferase activity; quercetin 3-O-glucosyltransferase activity
Source: RefSeq, a predicted model, not a curated record